CUCUUGGUGGUUUUAUACGAAGUAAGUUUAAUAUAAGCUGUAUUUGUACUAAUAUUUUUAAUAAAAUAUAGUGUGUAAAACGACCUCAACAAUAAAUAGAAUCUUUCAUCGUGUAUUUUAAUAUAUUAAUGUUCGUGUUUUAUAAUUUUAUUCGAAAUCGUUCGUGUCUCGUUCGUCACUCGAGUCUCGAAAUAAACUAUAGUUUAAGUUGAUAUAGUGUUGCCUUGCGUUGUGUUAACUUGUCUACAACGAUAACGAGAUCUAAUAUAGCGUAGGUUCUUUCGAUAGAAUUAAGGACGAUCUACACUAUAGUUUGAAUAUGUAUUAUUUUACACUAACACAAGCUGAAAAGCGAGUACGAAACUAUAUACAACAAAAACAGAUUAUCAAUAAAUAUAAGAUAUUAAUAAUGAACUAUUUAUAUAUUAGAAUGCGUGCAAGAUACUGAUAGUGUUAAAAAUACUGUCAAUUCUCGACAUCCUCCGGGGGGCGCGAGAGUAUGGAUGACCACUGUUUCAAUUUUUACUAGUGUGAAGCUACCACAGGAUUCAACACAGGAUUCAGCCGCACUUAAAUCGCUUUCACCAAAAUGAGGCUUCAAAACGGGUCUGCUUGACUUUCGAACUAUGAGUCUAUGACGAGGGUCUGAAUGGGGUUAACUGACUACUGACAUUUGCCUGAAUUUUUGACUGACAACUGACAAAAUAUCCUAACUGACAACUGAGAAAUGAUGAAAAAACGAUGAGUCAGCUUUUUUGCAGUAACUGACUACUGACACCUUGCAAUAUAUCGCACUGACAACUGACAACUGGCUUAAAUUUUAGCUGACAACUGACACCCAAAGACCCCCAUUAAGACCCUCUAUGACGUCACCUGGGUGAGGAUUUGUUGAGGGAUUCGCAGACCUCUCAACUCUCGCGCAUUCGGCGUGAGUCUCACGCAAUUCGCUUCAGUCUCACGCUCUCACGCCAGACCUCUCAAUUCUCACGCAUUCGGCGUGAGUCUCACGCAAUUCGCUUCAGUCUCACGCUCUCUCUCACGCCACGUUUAGUAAAUCUAACGCAUAAAAAUUUUAUUACGUGCGGAAAAAUUUUUGGACCCCUAAAAUGGUACACUGACCGAAAGUGUAGAAUAAUUUUUCGGUACUAGUCUCACUCUUAACUUCUCUGCAAAGUUGAGAGGUCUGGAUUCGUUGCGUCUAGGGUUUCGUCAAUGCCUCAAUGGUGAUCUUUGGUUUCUCUGUUGUCACAUGUGGAGUUCGAUUUAUUACUAAAAUCACUAAACUGUCCACAUCCCGCUAAGAAUUUUAAACGGGGAAAGACAAUUUUGGUUCAAUCAUGUGAUCAAAUUGUUUCAUCAUUUUGGUCACAUGACUUCACGAUUUGACAGUGCUAAUUAUUCCCAGUCAACUUCGAAACAACUCAGUAUAUUACGGGAGAUCAUAUUAUAAGAAAGAUACUAGAAAGAUUGUUUAUUACGAUUAUGGAACUUUAAAAUGAACAUAAAACGAAUAUUCGAAAUAUUUCAUAUAUUCUGUUGCAUUGACCUUCGUUUGGAUGUUUGUGACCUUGUUUACGUUUGAAUAAAUUGACUGUCGAGUAACGAAUUUCUGACGUUUAAUUCAAAACUACGCACCUGAUUGAAUAAUAAAAUUAGAAACCCAUAUACAAAAAUAAAUUGAUAACAAAAGCAUGAAGUCAUGUGACCAAAAUGAUGAAACAAUUUGAUCACAUGAUUGAACCAAAAUUGAAUUUGGAAUUAUCAAACCGUUUAAAAUUCUUAGCGGGAUGUGGACAGUUUAGUGAUUUCAGUAAUAACUAAGUUUCAGUGGGUAGAGUUUAGUUACUGGUCUGUUCGUAUGUCCAGUACUUGUUUUGAUAUUUGCUGCCCGUACUAGUCCGUCUUUUCCCUUGAUUAAACUUUGUACAACAGCAAGUCUCCAGUUAACACGUUUCGUGUCAUCGUGUACUUGAACCACAUCACCAACACGUAUCUCGGUUGAAUUGUUUCCAGUGGUUUUAUGAAAUUCCCGUAAGCUUGUCAGAUAUUCUUGACGCCAACGUUUCCAAAAGUGUUGUAUUAUAUGUUCUCAAUUUUGCUUGGACGUCGAUGUUACUAGGUUAGGAUUCAUAGAUAGGAUCACGAAACUCGUCGUCUUCGUAAAGAGGGUGGGGUAAGGUGGUAAUUCUCCGGCCAUACAGUAGAUGGUAUGGUGUUAGUGGUUCUGCGUCUUCUAGUUCUGAUGAUACAUGGGUUAACGGGAGGUCAUUAAGGAUUGCUUCCGUUUCGGAAGAAAUUGUUUGGGGCUCUUCUAAAGUGACAUUCGCCUUUCCUAGAACCUUUUUCAAGGAGUUCUUUGUCAGACCAAUUAAUCUUUCCCAGAAACCACCGUACCAUGGUGCUCGUUUUGGGAUAAAUUUCCACUGGAUUCCUCGUUUACUGAGAUUGGUUUCCAACUCUGCUGAAUUGAAUAGUAGGGUCAACUCUUCUGCGGCAGAUUGGUACGUUGAUGCAUUGUCUGACACCAUAAUUUUUGGUAAGGACUUGCGGCUUGCGAAUCUUCGAAAAGCAGACAUGAAGGUCGGAACAGUUAAAUUUGUGACUACUUCGAGGUGGACUGCGCGUGUGUUUACACAGGUGAAUGUUAAGGAACUUCAAGAUUAAGGCGCGAUGUGGGCGCAGCGACCGCGAAACGUGAAUACGCAAUAAUUAACAUUGAUAAAUUGCGCGUAAGCAUGAUGUAGAUACAGCACGUUUCAACGUUAAAAUGGGAUGAAAAUAUGACACACCUUAGACGUGACUAAGGGAAGGAACUUUAUGUGGUUAAAAAAUGACGUAUGAACAGAAAAAUGGUUUCCUAGUUUUAGAGUAUAAAUAUGAGUGUAAAAAUAUUAUAUUGUAAUGGUAUUGGGUGAUUGGAAAGUGUGAGUAUUAGAGUGUAUUAGUAUGAAAUGUAUGUAGAAUGGUUAGUUUGAUUGAUUGUAAAAGAUUGUUUGAAUAAAGGAAAAUUGGAAAAAAGGAAAUACAGUCCCAGUGAUUUGUUGACUGAACCAGCGACCGGAAAUUUUUUAUAGUUUAACCAAACUUGUGCGAAGAAAUUACAACAGUGAACAAGCAAAUGUAGACCUUUUCUUGUCCACGUGGCGUUUUGACGUAGAUGGCCCCGGUGAAGUCUACACUGGUGACGGUAAAUGGGUGGGAAUCAGUCAUUCUAUAGAAUGGAAGUGGAGGUGGGUCAGGGGCAUUGAAUGGUGUUCCGAAGACCUUUCGACACGUUACACAUUUGCGAAGUAUUUUCUUGAUGUACUGGCGAGCUGUUGGAAUCCAAUACUUCUGGCGUACUAUUUGUGUCAGGGUUUGGUUUAAUCCAGCGUGUUGUAGUUUCUCGUGUGCAUCGUUGACAACCAGCAAGGUAAAAUGGUGGUUUGGGGGUAAACGUAUGGGAAACUUUGCUGAAUGUUCCACUGGUGCAUUGUGAAUUCUGCCACCACAACGAAUGAUGUUGUCUUCCAGAGUAAACAGGCGAAGUUGACGUACAAGGGGUAGACGAGAGGUUUUCGGCUUUUGUAUGUUGGCAAGUUCAUUACCGUAGGCGUCGUUUUAGAUUUCCCGUAUCCAAACAUUUCUCGCGUUUUCAACUUCGUAGACCUUUAGUGGUUUUCCCUUACAUACUUUGCCUUUUUUCAUGGCAUUAACGAAGAAGUACCCACGCUGUAGUUCGCAGUAGUCGUUGAAGGUCACUGAAUUUGGUAGGAACAAUAAUCUGGGUAGCCUGCGAACAGGCCCUGGGUUGCGGGCGGCGCGAAGAAUAGAGGGCCUGCACGGAACUAUAGGUUUUCUUGGUAGUGGCGUUCGUAUAGAAACGCAGGCUUCUGAUUGGCUUACACUCGUUGACAAAAUUACUAAAAAUAGCAAAUGUCAACAACAGCAUUUUGAAGAAUUUGAACUUUAUUCAUUUUAAUAUUAUAUAUUAUAGGACUAUCGAACAAAUAAAACUAGAAAUGGAAACCAAAAGCAAUAGCAAAGCAUCACAGCAAAAAAGUCUAUCAUAAAUGACUUGAAUCUAUCGCUUAAAUCCAAUAUAUACGAAACUAUAACAGUAUUCUGAACUUCGUCUUCGGAUUGACAUCAGACCAUAGUAUAGUACAUUUUGAGGUCGUCGUGGCUUCACGGAUUAUUCUCAUUAGUGAGCAAGUCAGCAAGCGAAGGCAUACAAAAGAUACCCAAAUAUGUACGAAUAAUUAUAUUGUUGAUCCUCGCUGGCAUGUCAUUUAGAUAAAUAUAUAUCGUACAUUAAACGUUGUACUAUUUACUGUAUAUUAACUGCUGACAAUUUCGUCGUCGAUACGGCUUCCACUAUUGGCACACUCGUGAUUUCGAAGAAAUUAAUAAAUACAUGCUCAUUUAUCAUUUAUUUAGACCACAGUUAGUAAAAUUUUAGACGUAUUCGGUAUUCCAAAUCCCAAUCUAUCUGACCGUAUUUUAGUAAUAGCUUCAAAAUAUUCAGAACAUUGUUCUUUCAGUCGCACAUAGUACAAGUAUCACUGUACACUCAGUUUAUUCGGCUUUAUAUUUGUAUGUGUAUUGAUAUCUAUUUAAUAUUUGAAGAAUUCUAUAUUUUUCCGAGUAAUAUAUAUUGUGCGGCCCGCUAAUGCUUUGUAUUAUUGUUCAUGUUGCACAAUGUACACGCCUUGCGUCAAUUUGACAGUUGACAGUUUAUUUAUCGCAGUCGACGCUGAUUGGUCAGCGUUUAGCAGAUGCAAAAAGGGGAUGAUUGAAUAAAACGCAUGGUUCCGUGCAGGCUCACCUUUCUCCCAGUGAGCCUGUUCGCAGGCUAUAAUCUGGGUUAUGCUGGCGUUUGUAGACGUGUCGGUGACUUCGGCAGUGACUUCGCUCGUUUCUUGAUCUUUGUCUAGGGAGGACUGCAGAAGAACGUUGUUAGGUUUCCAUUCUGGCCAGUGGUCGUGGGUGGUUAGCCAAGGUGGGCCAUGGGUCCACAAAUUAGACUUGGAACGGUCGUCUGCCAAGAUUCCUCGUGUUAGGAGAUCUGCUGGAUUGUCAGAAGUUGGACAGUAGUUCCAGGUAGCAUUGUUGGCAUUUGGGCUGCAACUGCAAUCGUACACAAUACGAAUAGGUGUGGUAGGGGAAUCCUUUAAUACGGCGUGAUGUGGGAUGUAGUGGCAAUAACCGUUUUGUGUGUCUGGAUUUGUAACUCUUUCAAUAAAACCUCGUUUUAACUGUUCGUUAAUAAGUUCACUGUAGGUUUUCAACAUCUUGGGAUCUUCAGCUAAUCUUCUUACAGUGGAACGGGUUCUCCCUUGGGCUACUGCUUCGUUGGUGGGAAGGGGGUCAUGGUUAGGUUUCCAUGGUAACUUUGCACAGUGUUGGCCAUUCACGAGUCGUAUUGAAGAAUCCUGAUAUUCCUUAACAAACUUGUCUUCGUGGGUUGUUAUUUCGUCUGGAAGAAUCCCAAUAGAUUCUAGAUUCCAAAAUCGUUCCAAAGCUUUACUUUCGUGUUCGUUUGAAACAAUGACUUUCAAGAUUGGUUGCAUUGAGUGAUGUUGUCGCAACAGCUGGCCCAGAAAGCAAGGGUCCAGAAAUCAAGUAGCCGAUUCUAGAUUUCGCUGCAGUGGGGCCCGGUCCCCUAGCGAUUUCAUCUUCGACAACGUCCCAGUAGUGGUCCGCGCCAAUCAAGAGGGAUAUGUGGAAAUGAUCAUCCGUCGUCAUAGGGUGUGCAAGUUUCAAGCCGUUGAGGUAUGGGAGGUUUCGAAUUUCGGCGGUGGGGAAACUUUUCUGCGGAACUACGAUUGUGGGAAUUAUCAAUACCUGUAUAGGAAUUUUUUCGCCAUCUCUUCGGUGUUGAGAUUAAUUGUAGCCAUGUCUACUUGUUUGAUAGAAGUCGAAGACCCGCCAAAGACUGAUAGAUUUAAGAUUUCACUUCCUUCAGGCGUAAGUUCGAGUUCGUCAGCUAAACUUUGGGUGAUAAAGGAACGUUGAGCCCCUUCAUCAAAGAGAAUGUUUGCUGUCGCUAUUUUGUUCUGUAUUGCUAUCGUAUUAGUGGCAGUUUUUGAGGAGUGUUUGUCUCCCAUAGUAGUCGUUGAAUGACAGAGACGUGUGGACACGGUCCGGGGUUUUGUCGACGAGUGGGUUGAUUUUUUCCGGUAUUUUUUGUCGCAUCUUUGUUCGUUUUAUUACAAAGACUCGUGUGGUGUUUCUUGUGACACCCUCGACAGCGAUUUCUCGAGUUACAAUCAGAUACGCGGUGAUUGUUCAAACAGUUAAAACAUAACUUCGCUUGGAAAACAAUAUUCUUACGGGCUGUGGGAUCCUUUACUACAGUACAAUCGUUAGGGCGGUGAUGGCCCGGACAGAAAAUGCAUAAACUCUUGUUUGUAGGACGAUUUUUAGGCGUGUAAAAUUCCUUUGCGUUGGCAUGGUUUCCAAACUUUCCGGAUGCGUUUGUCAGUAGACUCGAUGUUGAUGGUAGGGUGUUGACAGGUUUUGCCUUUGACUGAAAGAGUACUUCCCCAGCUUCUAGUAUUUGAAUUUCUUUCAAAAUUGAUUUGCGUAAUUGUUCUACUGACCAUUUAGUUGAACCGUUCUCUCGAAUUAAGUUGUGUUUGAUUGUAGUGGGAAGUUUACCCAAAACAAUGGGGAUUAAAAGGUCACCGUAGGUGUCUUGUUUCUUUCCUAACGCCUCGAGACCUCGAAUAUGAUUUCCAUGCUAUCGUAAAAUUGGCGCAGGGUAGACACUGAAUUUGAAGGGCAUGGUGGAUCAAACAAGGCUUGCAUGUGUGCGUUAGUUAUUUUGUGGGGUUGAUCAAAUCUCUGUUCCAAAAUUUCAAUACAUUGCUCGUAGUUUGACUCUGUAAGCGGUAAACCUUCGAUGAUUGCGCGGCUUCACCUGACACUUGAGCUUUGAGAUAUGUAAUUUUUUGUAUGUCGCUUAGGCUGGCGUUUUCUUGUAUAGCGACUUUAUACGAGUCCCAAAAGGUUUGCCAUUUUAACACGUUGCCGUUGAAUACUGGCAGGGCUAACUUCGGUAAUCUAUGACUAUUUGUAUUAUGCGAUUGUGGCGGCGUACUUUGAGUAGGAAAAACGUGUCCGUUUUGUGGUGUUGUGGUAGCCAUAUGGCUAUCUAACGAAUUACUAUGGAUUGUGCUUUGAUUGAUAAAUAAUUCUAUGGUGCACCUCUUUUUAGUCAGUUCCGUUAAAUAGUCGUCGGCUUCAAAGAUCUCCGUCUCUAAGCCCUUUUCGUCUUCGAUUAGAUCUGAUACAGUCUCAUCCAACUUUCGAAGUAGUUCGAUUUUCGCGUCGUACGUUGCCAGAAUGACCCGUAGUUUCUCAAUAUUAACUUCGUUCAUUUCACCGUUUAUGAGUAGUUCAGCUUUGUUCCAAAUUUUAGUUGCUUGUGCGUGUUGAGCGCCACGUUUUAUCUUUGCGCGUUUUAGACCGUCCAUCCUGGUCACGGCACCAAUGUCUCGUUCGUCACUCGAAAUAAGCUAUAGUGUUGCCUUGCGUUGUGUUAACUUGUCUACGACGAUAACGAGAUCUAAUAUAGCGUAGGUUCUUUCGAUAGAAUCAAGGACGAUCUACACCAUAAUUUGAAUAUGUAUUAUUUUACACUAACACAAGCUGAAAAGCGAGUGCGAAACUAUAUACAACAAAAACAGAUUAUCAAUAAUUAUCCUGAAUGUCCCAGUUAUCCUAGUGCAAGUAUAAUUCUAUCCUAGUUUAAUUAACCAACCAUGUUCGAUAUAAGAUACAACUAGAAGUCACUAUCGCAAGGAAAUGCUGCCUCGACCCAAGGGAUGAAAAGCAGCAUGCGCGUUUUGCUGAAUAAGGAUCUGUUUAUAUGAUCACACUUUGCCAGGAUAUAUCAUGAGGCAGGAUGAUUUCAAUGUGCUGAAAUAAGUCACAGUGCAUAUUAUUCAGCAAAAAACUUCAUUAUUUUCUAGAGAUGGAUUAUAAUUAACUGUAUAUGAAAGGUUGUUCAAGCAUAAUAACCUUCUUGAACCACAAGAUCUUCUCUACAACAUUUGAGAUCUGUUCACCAGCAUUUGAACUUUCUUUUAGCUGGUGACUAAUAUUUCAAUAUUUACAUCAAAAUUGUCCUGCCUCCAUCAUGCGAACAGCACCUAAGACGCGUGUUCAGGAGGUAGGAAAAGCGUAAUUUGAAUAUCAAACACCUUGCACAAAGUCAAGGGUCGGCUAAAUGUUCGAAUUCUACUUUCUUAGCAUGUGCGGUUUUAUAUGGACAUCUUCAAUGCUUAUAACUGCUUGUUUUUGUAUGUGUAAUUCAUAUACAGUCGAACCCCUAUAAGCGGACACCUCUUUUAAGCGGACACAUAUCUCAGGUCCCAUUCGGUUUCUUUAAUAAAAUACUAUUAUCAUAACCCCUAUUAAGCGGACACCCCUCUUUAACGGACGCGGACACCUUUCUGGAGAUCCCAAUGGGCAAAUCAACCUCUCUUAAGCGGACAGAUGACAGAUUGUCUGAUAAAAUGUAUUAAAUAUUCGACAGUAAAUAACAAUUGAGAUCAAUUUACAUGGCACAGUGACACACCAACUUGGCGCGAGGACAUCAGAGCCAAGAUUAUUGAGCAAGUGACGAACGAGGACGGAGGACUGUGAACCGCCAGCCAUGAUGAUACUCAAAUUAUACACCUAAUUACACACCUUUUCCUCCUGCUGUGUUUUUCUACAUACCCCUUUUAAGCGGACACCUCUUUUAGGCGGACACUUAGGCGAGGUCCCGAAGGUGUCCGCUUAAUAGGGGUUCGACUGUAAUACUGUCAGUGGUGAAGCUAGCCAUAUAUGGCAUAUAGCAACAGGUCAUGCUAUGCACGUUUUUAAUGAUUUGCAUUAUUCAAAUAGAUGCAGGUUAUUAGCAUUGCAUGGCUAGUUGCCAUAGCUAGCUUAUCACUGAAUACUGUACAAUGUUUAUAUAAAAAUAAUAAGUCGGGGUUUGUUCCAGUUAUUGUUUUAACGCCACUUUCAAGGCUGCCCAUAUCACAGAACAACCGACUAAUAUGUCAGCUUCAAAUGACACCAUUCAUUGUAAUGAUUAAGGUUGUACUCAGUCAGAACUGCAAAACUAUAUUAAUAUUAAUAAUAAGAAAGAAAUUGUGAGCAUUAUCGAAAAAUACAAUAUACUCUGAAAUGUAGUAACACAGCCAGAUAAAUAUAUGAAUAUAGGCCGGUAGGAUUAUUUCAUCUUAUGCUAACAAUGGACAUAUCUCAGAGGCCUUAUACAAAAGUCAAUUGACAUACAUACUAUUACAUGUAAAUUGUAAUUGCUGGUAAGUCAAUAGACAAUAUGUCCAGACAACAAUCCACACUGGGUUGCUUUAGGAAUCUUAUUACAGUAAGCCUCAUGAUUUAACAACAUUCUGCGUUUGUUUUUAAACUAUAAACAUCUAGACAAUGAACACUAUAUAAACUCAUCGUCUUGGCUGGCUUGGCACAUAACAAACAAAUAAACUAUAAAGUACAUUUUGACUCUUUGUAUAAAUAAGGCAUUAUUGACGGAUAGAUCGGGUGGGCUAUUAUUAAAACUGCCCGUAAAUGGGCAAUUCCAGCUUUUAGUAAUGCGUGCAGGGGACGAUGGGAAGUAAAGUAUCACAUUGCUGAUUAUGCUGAAAAAAUAAAAAUGGUGGCCGUGUAAACACGGAGUAAUAGCUUAUACUUGUAAAUAUUGAAAUAUUUCGGAAGUUUCGGUAGUUUUUAUUGAAAUUUUUCAGCAUAAUUGGCAAUAUGAUACCUUACUUCGCAUCAUCCCCUGUAGGCAUAAACUAAAAGCUGGAAUUGCCUAUUCAUGAAAUCAUAUUGUUUCAAUACCUCAGAGCUCUUAAGUACAUCUUGUCUCUUUGUAUUAAGACAUUAUUUUAAAAUGUUCUAUUAAAACGAGCAAGUGGACAAUGGGAUAUUUCGGGCUGUAAGAAGCGCCGAUAAAUAAAAGCGCAUUGCUUGCCUCUAGAAUAAACGUCAAACGUUCAUCGCCUUAAUGGAUAUUAGCACAAAGAAAUAAAGCCAUACUAACCUGGUUUCUUCAGGAAGUAUUCGUAUAUUUUGCAUUUUCAGAUCCAGAGUAAAAAGCUUGCAAAUUAUGUGCACGCAAUUCAAUAUUUAUCUCGCACUCAAGAGGGGUAGAUCUAAUAUUAGCAUUAAGGACAGGGUUAAGUUGAGAUAUUAAUAGGCUUUCACGGAUAAGAAGAUCCCACUCAGAAGUGCCUGAUGAUAGGAUUUUGAAAUCAGAAGCGGAGACUGGGUGUUUGUGCAUGUGUUUGUGAGCGAGUAUACUAGACAUGGUUGAGAUAGAGCGUUCUUUUCCAGUCAAAGGCGAGACUCCCAUAUGCUCUGAGAUACGUGCGUGAAUGUGUCGGCGUGUUUGGCCAACAUACAAUGCGCUACAGCAUUGACACGUGAACUGAUACACAACAUGUGAUCUUAGGGCAUUGGGAAUUCUGUCUUUAAAUGGAAAGAAACUAGAAAGGCGACAGGAGGGACGGAAAACAACACGUAUGGAAAUAUGUGGAUAAGCAGAAGCAAGAACUUUACUAAGUUGUGAACGGAUAUGUAGACCAUGAUGUCCAGUGCAAGGAAGGCAAAAGUAAACAAUUUUCUUGGAACAUGUAAUGGACCUUGUCCUUAGUGUUGUAAAUCCUGUCAAGAAAUGUCUUAAUGCAACUAUCUAUAAGUGCUUUAGGAUAACCAUUGGAAGAAAAGAUUUUCUUAAAAUUUUCCAUUUCAGAACUGGAAAGAUAUGUAAGAAGAACAAAUAUUGAAAUAUCGAGAUAUAAGAGAGAAGAGGAGACCUUUUUUGUACAUCAUUGGAAUAAAGCUAUCAAAGUUUGUGAAUAAGCCAGUUGAAGUGCAUUUGUGAUGGACUGAGGUCGUGAAUGAACCGUUUGAACGCAUUACGUUGACAUCAAGAAAAGGUAGCGAAGAACUGUUUUCAAGUUCAUGUGUGAAUUGAAUAUUUGAAUGUUUGGAAUUGAGAUAAGAGAGGAAGGGAAGCACAUGAUCACGGGAUUGAAAGAUCAGAAAACAAUCAUCAACAUAACGACGAUAAAACAAAGGUUUAAAGUUAGAAGGGCAGUCAGCUAACAAGGUUUUCCAUGGAAUGAUAGAAAGAUAUUAGCAAACAGUGGACCAAGUGGUGAACCCAUUGCAACACCAUCAACCUGCUUAUAAAGAGCACCAUCAAAUAGAAAAUGACAAUUCUUUACAGAUAAGUUAAGAAGUUGAGUGAAUUGAUCAACUGUGAAAUCGUGAAAGCGCGAGGUAUUAUAGAAACACCAGGGCGAGAAACACUUAUUAACAAUUAAUACCUCGCACUUUCACGGUUUCACAGUUGAUCAAUCACAAGUGCACUUCAACUGGCUUAUUCACAAACUUUGAUAGCUUUAUUCCAAUGAUGUACAAAAAGGUCUCCUCUUCUCUCUUAUAUCUCGAUAUUUCAAUAUUUGUUCUUCUUACAUAUCUUUCCAGUCUGAAAUGGAAAAUUUUAAGAAAACCUUUUCUUCCAAUGGUUAUCCUAAAGCACUUAUAGAUAGUUGCAUUAAGACAUUUCUUGACAGGAUUUACAACACUAAGGACAAGGUCCAUACAUGUUCCAAGAAAAUUGUUUACUUUUGCCUUCCUUUCACUGGACAUCAUGGUCUACAUAUCCGUUCACAACUUAGUAAAGUUCUUGCUUCUGCUUAUCCACAUAUUUCCAUGCGUGUUGUUUUCCGUCCCUCCUGUCGCCUUUCACCUUUCUAGUUUCUUUCCAUUUAAAGACAGAAUUCCCAUUGCCCUGAGAUCACAUGUUGUGUAUCAGUUCACGUGUCAAUGCUGUAGCGCAUUGUAUGUUGGCCAAACACGCCGACACAUUCACACACGUAUCUCAGAGCAUAUGGGAGUCUCGCCUUUGACUGGAAAAGAACGCUCUAUCUCAACCAUGUCUAGUAUACUCGCUCACAAACACAUGCACAAACACCCAGUCUCCGCUUCUGAUUUCAAAAUCCUAUCAUCAGGCACUUCUGAGUGGGAUCUUCUUAUCCGUGAAAGCCUAUUAAUAUCUCAACUUAACCCUGUCCUUAAUGCUAAUAUUAGAUCUCUACCCCUCUUGAGUUAUUUUAGUUAUGUAAUAUUAACCUUAACUAUACUAACCAUACAUUAAUCUUUACUUAUUAACUAGUCACUGAUAAGUUGUUUUCCUUUCUUUCUAUUCAUUUGUUCUUUCAAACUAUGUAACCGUUUUUGUAAUAUUAAACCAUUAUUUUGUAAAUAUAUAUACCAUACCCUGUAAAUUAAUUUAGAUUGCUCUGAAGAUGUUGUAUUGUAAACAACGAAACGUUAGCUAAUAAAUUUUUUACUUUUAUUAUGUUUCGAUUUAAAGUUAUUUGCUGGGCUCUGCUCUUUAUCUUUAAACUCAGAUUUCCGCCUGGUGUAUCAAUUGCCACAGUUUUAAAGAGUAUUUCAUUAUACGAUUUCUUAGCUAAUAGAAUAGAUUGAUUGAAGCAAGAUUUUCGCAAAUAUCGACGAAAAAGUGCAUUUUAGGUUGUGAUUUGACGAGGCUAAUUACCGGGUAAAAAUGGUGCUUAUACAUCGCAAUUUUUCAACUUGCCACUCAUUGCUCUCAAAGGUCUUUUUGAAAAGUCGUUGACAAUAGGCAGAAAAAAUCUUUGAAAGUCUUUGAAUAUUAAUUUUUUGGUCUUGGAGACUACGAACCCUGUAUAUAUCAUGUCAUGCUUAUAAUGAUAUAUUAUUAAAAGCAUACGACGGCGAUACCCCGGGGGAGGGGAUGGUGCAGUUGAAAGUUUGCCUGAAUUUUUAUGCACGAUUGUAAUGAAAUAACCAGAAUUUAACAUGUUUUCUGAUAAAGCUGUCCAAGUUUUCUUGAUUUUCCCGAUAAACCGGACCGCCAACUUGCUGUGUGCGGUGCAUAUUUAAAUUGUCACUAAAAUUUAGAAGAAGUGAAUAUCUGCGUUCCAGUGGCUAUGUUCGGGCAUACAGACAAUACACAUCCUACGCAUGCUGAGGUUCGCACCAUUCACUUAAAUAUUAUAUCUUUUUCUACAGUGUUCACCUGUUUUGAAUUAACGAAAUAUAUGAUAGCCACGCCUAUUUUGCGAAUGCCACACCCAUUUGUCUGUAAAAUUGGAAUGCUUUCAGCCUCCCACUAAAAUGGUCACUGAUAGUUUGUGACAAUAGCAUAAUAUGUUUGACCCACUAUUCUCAACAGGUUUGAAGAAAGUCCAAAAAGGAACAGACAUCCAAGUGAAGAAUGUUUUCGCUUACUGUUGGUGGUGUUGCUAUUGGAUUGGCUUUCUUUCUCUUUCGUCCCAGUGUAUGCAUUUUGGAAGAGUAUACUCCAUUGUACUUAAAACAAAUUGGUUACAGUGCCUCAUUUAUUGGCUUGGCUCCUGUCCUUGGUCUCGUAACUCAGACUGUCGGCAUACCAUUGCUUGGCUAUCUGGCAGACAAAUUUCGAGCAAGAAGACUAUUCUUAUUUCUCUCUGUGUUCAUAUCAAUCCCUAGUACUUUGCUAUUUCUUGCUGCUGAAACCCCAGAACCAAUUUGUGAUGAAUCCAUGGGGAACUCGACCAUAACAAAUAACACCAUAGUUACAUCGUUGAACAGAACAGACAAUUUUACCAGCUUACCAUCGGCAUUACCUUCGUUCUCCAUGAAAACUCAAAGUGAAAAUAACGGAGAAAGAUUGAAAUUCUUCUUCAUUUUUAUGGUUUUAAGGGGAAUAUUUGAACUGUCAAAGAGACUUACUGUCACAUUGAUUACAGUUGCCGCUAUGACCCAUUUAAAGCAGGAUAAAUCAAAAUUCGGUUAUUAUGCAUGUUGGGGAGAAAUUGGUGGUGGUAUUGCAUUGUUUGUUGUUGGAAUGUCGUUAUACCACUUCCAACAUAAUGUAUGUGGUGAUCAAGGUCCGGAUUAUGUUGUUAUUUUCUUUUUUGUGGUUGGUUUUCAGGUUUUGACCCUUGGCACGUUGCCAUUUAUGAAAUUUCAAUACCUCGAACACAGAGUGAUAGACUACAAAGAAGUUAAGAAAGUUUUAACCAACCCUCAUUAUAUUUUAAUUUUGGUAAUUUGCUGUCAUUCCGGCCUGUGCUCGGCGUUCCAAGCUCGAUGGGAAUUCUGGUAUAUAGAGAAACUUGGUGGGAGUUCAGUUGUAAUGGCUGUUGGAGGUUUAGCGAGACGACCAAUCGUAGCCGUUUGGUUUUUACUGUCCCGUCUUAUAAUUAGACGAUUUGGCGAGAUGAGAGUCAUUGCUUUUUCAUUGUUCAUUUUUGCUGCCUCUUUUUUCGCACUGGCCUUCAUCGAAAAUGCUUGGCUUGUUAUCGUGUUUGAUAAUUUUCAAGCUGCAUCCUAUGUCUUAUCAUUCGCAUCGUUUGUUGUCCAUUUCUCGAAAGCUGGUUCAGAAGCAUCCACUGCUUUUUUUCAAGGUACGUUUAUACUUCAUUAAAAUGCUUUGUGAAUGAGGAAGACCCGUUGACCGUUGUAAUUAUUUCACAGAUGUAAUAAACAUUUUUAGUUUUGCAUUAGGAGACAGAAGAUCGUCAUCUUUCGCAAUUAUUUAGCCAAUACGUUUGCAGGGUGCGAUAAUUCAAUAUUUUUGGCCGUACCUGACUGGUACUCCGACAACUUUUGCCGCGUACCUGUCAAGACGUACCUAAGACUACUUCCGAGUCAUGCGUUUUUAUACCUACGUAUAGUUUUAAUGCUGGUCCAAAAGCAAUUUUGUACAAAUGAAUCUUUAAUUAUGGUAUUUGUACAACAUAAUGUAACAGUUCUCAAAGCGUCGACGUUGUGACCGGCUCGAAUGCCAUCGCUCAUUUACAGUGAAUUUACCGAGGGUACUAACUGUCCGACCUCAGCUACAUACAGUGGUGGCAGGUUGGCUAGUUAUUGCUAGAAGGGAAAUAGCUAGUGUAAUACACGAAUAGUAAAUUUCCGUGUACCUACGUGGUACUUGGCUAAAAACAAAGAAGUACCAGACCAUAAAUUUGGCGUACCUCCGGUACGUUGGUACGCGAAUUAUCGCACCCUGCUUCGCUUACUUUAUCUCUUGUACAUGUAUAGGGAGUUUGGUGAAUACAACCGGCGACUUUAAAUGAAGACGUCCUGAAUAGCACAUUUAUUGCAAGACGUUUUGGGCAUUCUAGUACGCCGUUAUUUUUCAAAUACCAUGUUAUGCAUGCACAUCAUUCCGACAUUGCAUACGAAUUCGCACUUGAUUAAGCAUGAUUUGAAGGAAUAGCAAGCCUAGUACGUUGUGCUAUCAUAGAUAAGCAGAUGGGGGAAAUCGACGUCAAUAUUUUUUUAUGAUUUAUUUUAAAGAUAUAAAAGAAAUCCGCACCGGUGGGUUAAAGUCUUCAAAAUAAAGACGAAUUCUUUUGCCAUUUUCGGGAAAUGUCACUCUUUUUUUGAAUAUAUUUCUUCACAGACAGAGAUUUUUCGUCGUAAUUUUUGUUGUCAUUUUGUCUUUAUUGUGCUUUUCUUCCCUUCUUAGGGCGAUGUACAGUAAGGCGACUCCAUCCUGUUUUUGUUCAUGUUUCCACAUUGCAUUGAUAUGAUACAUCAUUGUGCGAUAAUUCUCCAUAUCACACCCAUUAUAUCACAUCAUUUGAUAUCACAACUCCAUUCAGCAAUUGAGUUGUUAUGAUUAUUUCACCGUUGGCUUUCAGGUUACAGAACACCUUUGAGUGUUAAUUUUGCCUAAAAAUUUUUUUAUUGGUUUCCAUGAAAGCAUUAGACUAGUUCUACUGUCUGACCAAGUUUGAACGAAAAAUCUUGAAAACUCGCAGAAUCGGAAAAACAUUGAAAAUGUAAUAUAAUCAAAUUCAAUUUUCUCCCGAAGAAUUUUACGGCAAUUACUGAUUUUCAAACGAGUUGUUCUCCUGCGGGUUUUAACGACUUUUUCUCACAUUUUCACAGGACAUGCAGCUAAAGACGUCAGUUUCAAAAUUGAAAUAUAUUGCAGUCGUCAAAGAAAGCGCCAUAUCAGCGGAAUGACGAAAUAAACAAAAAUUUCCGAGACACACAAUUUUUGAGAACAACCGUUUUACUAUACAAAAAUGAUAUUUUCAUAAAUAUAUCAUCUUAAAACCAGCAGGAAAACAACUCAAAAGCGUAAAGGUACCGCGAUUUAAGAUUUUCCUCAAUAAUUACAUUAUUUUAUUGUUUGUCAAUUUUACAACUUUACCAUAUUUUGCAUGCACUGGCGAACAUUUGGUGAAAAUUUGAUGAAAAUGGGACUGAUAUUGAGCGCGCAGCCGCAGUAGCGAUUUUCUGCAAAACGCCAAAAAGGGUGUCCUAACCUUUUUCACGAAUCCUUUUUAAUUAAAUAACGAUUAUCAAAACUGUUUGGGGUAUUGUGGAAUGGUUUAAAAGAAAGACAAAUUCUGCGGUAUUGAAAGACAUUAAACUUUCAAACUAAAUUGUCUCGUAGCAGUUCUUGUUUACCAAACUUUCUUUUCUUAUCAUCUUUCUAAAAGCCUUUUGUAGUAACAGUUAUGUAUCAAUUCUUUUCUGAACAGGCGCAGUAAGUUUAACAUUCCAUGGCAUUGGGAAGGAAGUUGGUACUGCAAUCACUGGCUACCUAUUUACCGCAGUAGGAACAAAGAUUGCGUUAUGUGCUUAUUCACUGCUGACCGUGGUUCUUCUUGUGAUAUUUUCAAUUUAUAUGUUUACUGCUAAAGAUCUUAUCAGAUACACGAGAUUGCAAGAGAAUGAAGAGGAUGAAGCUGAAAUGAAUCUGGUGGAGGAGGUUUGAUUUGGUUUCCAUUCGAUCGUGAGUGCUCAUGUCAUUAGCAAAUUAAGAUUCACACAUAACAUAAACUAAAUAUUUAUAGAUCUAUAUACAAUAUUUAACAUGGAUGCAUACAGCAACCAAUUAAUUUAGUUAGGUUUAUUUAUUUAUUUAUUUACUAUAAAACUUCGGGCAAUUUCGUUGUUAUUGUAUUUGUCAACACACGAUCUCACUUCAGCAUGGCUUUCUCGUCGUGUCUUUCAAAAUCUCGUGCGGUUAGCACUGUUUACAAAUGUUCAUACUGUAAUACACCUCGUUGCUGAAACAUCAAAAGUAUACAAAGUUCGCACAGACAGAAGGUCAACCAUGCACAAUCUCUGCGGUUCAAAAAGGUUUCACGGUCUUCUUUAUUCUGCGACGGUGGUCUGUUAGUAUCACCGAACUUCCAGGGGCGGCGGAACAAGGAAGGGGGAGGGGUGCUAUGUGGGCUAUAACCCCCAGAAGUAAAAGUGGCGGCUAAACUACCCAAAAAUGAUCAGAGUAAGACAGUAAUAUGAAGAUUGUAGAUCGCAACUACUGCAUGUCACCUAAAAACAACUGACAUCCAUGAACGUCUCUAGGAUAACAAUAUUUCUAGCCAUAUACAUGUAAUUUUUUUCUGUUGUGAAGGGGUAGAGGGAUUAUUAGAGUCGGGGGUCUAA
Paramuricea clavata is the source of this 17454-nucleotide messenger RNA. NCBI's taxonomy places the organism in Eukaryota, Metazoa, Cnidaria, Anthozoa, Malacalcyonacea, Plexauridae. The record is from the annotation of a GenBank genome assembly.